Molecule: messenger RNA, 4725 nt
Organism: Schistosoma turkestanicum
Lineage: Eukaryota; Metazoa; Platyhelminthes; Trematoda; Strigeidida; Schistosomatidae
Source: the annotation of a GenBank genome assembly
CGCGGUUCUUCAAUUGUGGACGGGUUUAAUGAACUGAUCCAUAAAUGACUACUACAUCUGAACUCCCUAAUGAAUGUCAACCAAUCAUUAAUGAUGAAGAUAUUCUUAAUGAUUGUGGACCCGUGGAUAUCCCACCGCCACCUCCGUUGGCACAGUCUUUGGAUGCUAGUGGCCCAAGAUUAAUGAUCACUCAAAUUGUUACGGAAAAUUUCAAAUCUUAUGGUGGUAUGCGUGUUAUGGGACCAUUCCAUAAAAAUUUUAGUUGUAUUAUCGGACCUAAUGGAAGCGGUAAAAGUAAUGUAAUUGAUUCGAUGCUGUUCGUGUUUGGUUAUCGGGCAUCAAAAGUUCGUUCAAAGAAAAUUAGUCAACUCAUACAUUAUAGUGAACUAGUACCUAAUGCUAGUAGCUGUGAAGUAUCUGUGCACUUUCAAAAAAUUAUUGAUCAUGGUUCCGGUGCUUUGGACUAUGAAGUUGUUCCAAAUAGUCAGUUUGUUAUCUCACGACGAGCAUACAAAGAUAAUUCAAGUUGUUAUUUGAUUGAUGGUACUCGAGCUGUUUAUCGUGAUGUGGCUAAUCUUUUACGCUCUCAUGGAGUAGAUAUUGAUCACAAUCGAUUCCUCAUAUUGCAAGGCGAAGUAGAACAAAUUGCUUUGAUGAAACCUAAAGCACCAAGUGAACACGAGGAUGGAUUUCUUGAAUACUUGGAGGAUAUAAUUGGUUCAUCACGUUUCAAACAUCCAUUAACUAUAUUCUCAAAUCGAAUUGAAAAAUUAAAUGAUUUACGUUUGGAAAAACUUGCACGUGUAAAAGUUGUGGAAAAAGAGAAAGAUGAAUUAGAAAGUGUACGUAAUGAAGCAAUGGAUUAUUUACGCUUAGUGAAUCAAUUAAUUCUAUUGAAAAAUGUCCUCUAUCAACAGAAUUUAUCAAAAGAACGUAGUCUAGCUAAAAUUGCUAAAGAGAAACUAACUGAUGCUCAAACUGAAACUGAAAACUUAGCAAAUCAGAUACGUGAGAAAACACGACAAAUUACCCAGUUAGAAUCAAAUCGAGAUGAACUUACCCAACGUCAUACUCAAUUACAAAUAAGACAUCGUGAUGGAAAGGCGAAAUUUGCUGAAUUCGAAGCUCAAGAUGGACAAUUACGUGAUGAACAUACACAUACCAAAGCUUCAGCUCGUCAUUUAGCUAAAGCAAUACAAGCAGAACGAACUAAAUUAGAAGAAUUAGAACGAUUACCUAGUGAAGCAGAUGCACGUCGUGAAGCUAUUCAAAAACAAUUAGCAGAAUUUGAAGAAGUUAGAAAGCAACAUGAAGAAGUUUAUAAGGAAAUAGCUGAUAGUUUGUCUAAAGAAUCUGCUCCAUUACGAAUGAAAGUUGAAAAAAGUGAAUCAGCUUUAGCUCCAUUACAAACUGAAGCUGAUCAAAUCACUAGUAAAUUAGCAUUGGAACGUCAACAAUUCGAUCUGAUGAUGGCUGGUCAACGUAGAGAAUUAGAACGUAUGGAAAAAGCAAAGAAAAGUAUGGAAUUAGCACAAAAUAAAUUAAAAGAGCGGGAACAAGAACUUACGGAUGCUAAAAAUCAAUUAUCAUCAACAGGAAAUAAUGCUAGUCAAACAGGUGGACGAAGUAAAGGCAAUCUACUGGAGACUGCACUAGCCUCAGCUACACGUGAUUUAGCCGAAGUGAAAGCUCAUGAAGCUGAUCUGACAAAAGAACUCAAUAAUUUGCGUAGCAAGUUAACCGAGUCGAAAUCAGCUCUUCAGGCGGAUAAUUCAAGAAAUCGUUUGUUAAAUGCUUUACUCGAAGCCAAACGAUCUGGUAAAUUGACUGGAAUUCUUGGUCGACUUGGUGAUCUAGGUGCAAUUCCAUCACGUUAUGAUAUUGCAAUCUCUACAGCUUGUGGAUCAUUAGAUCAUAUUGUAACCGACACUAUGGAUACAGCUCAGAAAGCUGUGAAUUUUUUAAAACAGAAUAAUCUUGGACAAACUACUUUUAUCGCUUUGGAUAAAAUGAAGAAAUGGGCUGAGAAAUCGUCAACUCCAUUCAAUAUGCCAAAAGUAUCAUUUCAAGUGGAACGUUUAUAUGAUUUAAUUCAAACUGUUGAUCCGAAUGUCAAACCAGCAUUUUAUUUUGCUUUAAGAGAUACAUUAGUGACAGAAAAUUUGAAUGCAGCUACAAAAGUUGCAUUUGGUCAACAACAACGUUAUCGUGUUGUUACACUUCAGGGUCAAUUGAUUGAAGCAUCUGGUGCAAUGUCCGGUGGUGGAGGUCGACCACUCUCAGGUAGAAUAAUGACAGAUAUUGUACAAGUGAAAAAAUUUCAUGAAACUAAUUCGAAUACUGAAACGAAACAUCAAAAAUGUUUAUCAACUAAUGAUCCAAAUGAAAUCAAUGAUAUCUCUGCAUUAGAACGACAAUUAACUCAAGGUGAUGCUGAACUUGGUCGGUUACGUGAUACACGUUCACGUUUAGAAGAAAUGAUUGUACGUAUGACACGUCAACGUGAUGAAUCUGAACGUACCAUUAAACGAUGUGAAGCUGAAUGUAUUCGUUUACGUGCUGAAGUCAGCGCAUUGUCGGAUGAAGUGAAACAAGCUGAAGAACGUGCUAAAUCCACCGGGCCAUCAAAUGUGGAACGUCAAAAAUUUGAGAAACAAUUAGAAAAACUUGAAAGUUUAGCUCAACAAAAAUGUUCCAUUGCAGCGAAAAAACGUGAAGAAUUGGAAAAUCUAAAAAAUCAAUUAUUAAAUUAUGGUUCCGAUCGUUUAACCGCUGUUCAACAUCGUCUUGAUGUUAUGGAAAAGAAAACGAAAGAUAAAAAUGAUGAAUUAACCAAAUUAGAAGUGAGUUUAAAAACUGCUGUACGUAAUCAACAAAAAUCUCUCAAUAAAUUAAAACAUAUGGAAUCGGAAGCGGAAGCGAUUAAAACAAAAUUAACUGAUAUUGAUAAUAAAUUAAAAGAAUUGGAAGAACAUGCACGUGCUUGUAUGACUGAUUAUCAAAAAAUUCAAGAUGAAGUUGAAGAAUUACAAAAACUUAAAGAAAAAUGUCACGCUGAAUUGACUGAAACCGAGAAAGCUUUAGCAACCAUACAAAAAGCUGAAAUUGCUGCACGUCGUUUAAUGAAUCAAUAUGAAAAUGAUCUGUCGCAAGCUACAGCCAAUACACGUCAUUGGGAACGUGAACUUAGAAAUCUUCGAUUACAUCGUAUCGAUGAUGACGAUGACGACGACGAUGAUGAUGAUGAUGAUAAUAAUCAUCAUCAAGAAGCAACAGAGAUUGUCAUGGAAGAACAAGAUGUAUCAUCUCAUCAACCAACUAUUAAAAAUUCACCAGUUGUAGUUCAUAUGAAUAAUGACAAAUCACCAACACCAAAACGAAUCAAUAAAAAGUUGGCUGGUAAAACAAAAAAUCUUCCUAAAUACACAGAUGAAGAAUUGAAAGAACUGAAUGCUGAUUUAAAUGAAAUCAAACGUUUAGAAGAGAGUAUCACUGCAAUGGCACCUAAUAUGGCUGCAAUAGAAGAAUAUCGUCGUAAAGCGGAAAAUUAUUUAACACGUGUUAGUGAAUUAAAUCAUAUCACUAAUGUAUUAAGUGAACAACGUAAACAUAUGGAUGAUGCAAAAUCAAAGCGAUUAAAUGAAUUUCUUGAUGGUUUUCAUACAAUUACAAAUAAAUUAAAAGAAAUGUAUCAAAUGAUUACACAAGGUGGUGAUGCAGAACUGGAAUUAAUCGAUUCAUUAGAUCCAUUCUCUGAAGGUAUUGUAUUCAGUGUACGUCCCCCAAAAAAAUCAUGGAAAAAUAUUGCAAAUUUAUCUGGUGGUGAAAAAACUUUAUCUAGUUUAGCUUUAGUAUUUGCAUUGCAUCAUUAUAAACCAACACCAUUAUAUGUGAUGGAUGAGAUUGAUGCAGCGUUAGAUUUUAAAAAUGUUUCGAUUGUGGGCAAUUAUUUAAAAGAACGUACAAAAAAUGCCCAAUUCAUUGUUAUAUCAUUAAGAAAUAAUAUGUUUGAAUUAUCAGAUCGUUUGAUUGGAAUUUAUAAAACAUAUAAUAUUACCAAGACUAUCACAUUAGAUCCAUCACCAUUAAUGGAACAUUUACGUCAUUUGGUCAUGCGUGUAGCUACUGCUCAUGGUCAUAGUGAUCAUCCUCAUCAUCAGGAUGAAAGAAGAGAAUUGCCGUCAGCGCCAUCGUCGACGCUGUCACCACCACUGUCGUCACAACAACCACAACAACAACAACAUGAAAAAAAUCAUGAUGCUGCGAUUGAAGAAAUUAUUCUGGUGAAUGAUGAUGAUGAUGAUGAAGCUGAUGUUGAUGCUGAUAUGCAAACAGUAUUAACAGUCAAUCAUGGAAAUAAUUAAAUGCUGAACAGAAUAUGUGUGUACAAAAAUCAAAUUUAUGCUGUUAAUCAUAAUGACAAUAGCAAUAACACAAAAGUCCCCAAUAUGGUAAUGCUAAAUCAUGUGUAAUUCAAUGUAGCAGCAAAUGUCUUCAUGUUUCGAAUGUAUUUUUUAUAAAAGUAACAAUAACAACAACAACAAUCACACUGAUAAUAAUAGUUGUUUGUGUGAACACUGUAUAUAAAUUAUGUUGGUUAUUUUUAAAGAUUUCUAUUUCAGAUUGUGUUCUAUGUUAAGAAAUUUUUAUAUUUUUUUAUACAACUACACUUAUAGAAUUGUUCUUUUUUUCCCCUAUUUUCGUGUGAAUGUGUACAUAGACGUA